AUGGGAUCUGAAGAUUCCGAAUGUACCGUUGGUUCCAUUCCUAGCAAGACGCAAUGCAUCCUCACCUAUGGUGGAAAUGAACGAGACAUGAUGAUCAAUUAUGCACUCGUUGCCAUGAACUUGUUGGUUUGCAUCAAAGUGUUGGUGAUUCACAACCACAACAACAGCAAUAGCAAUAGCGUUUUGGACAAAUUUUAUAGACAUGCUACGAGGGCAUUUGCGUUUGUGGUUGCCUUUCAGAUUGUCUUGUGUUUGAUUCUGGGAUGCAGUGGAAUUUCGAUUGUUUGGUGUUCGAUGGCCGGAUGGAUCAUGAGUCAAAAACGGCAAAUGAUUCUUUCGUUGGAUGAGAAUGACGAGGAUGAGGAUGAGAAUGAUCAUCAUCAUCAUCAUCAUCGCCAUGAUUCAACGGCUGGUUCGUCCGGCAUGACUCAUGAGAAGCUGGCCAAAAUGGCACAAUGGGCAAUCCUCUUGGAUUUGGGCGCACUCGUCUAUUAUUUGGUGGUGUCCGAAAUCAUUACCACCAUUGCUCAUGGUUGUGCCCUUGUCAUGGGGGCUUGUCUCUCCCAACUCGUGAAUAAGCAUUCCGGUGUUAUUACUACUACUAGAACCAUCACGAAUAGUAGUAGUAGCGAGACUACCGACGGCACAAACGAGGAACCGCUUUUGGAGACCACGAAUCAAGGAGAGCGACUUUGA
Messenger RNA from Cylindrotheca closterium, 696 nucleotides. The record is from the annotation of a GenBank genome assembly. NCBI's taxonomy places the organism in Eukaryota, Bacillariophyta, Bacillariophyceae, Bacillariales, Bacillariaceae.